Molecule: messenger RNA, 4949 nt
Organism: Oenanthe melanoleuca
Lineage: Eukaryota; Metazoa; Chordata; Aves; Passeriformes; Muscicapidae
Gene: TMEM100
Product: transmembrane protein 100
Exons: 6
Coding region: 1185-1589 (134 amino acids)
Biological process (GO): cellular response to BMP stimulus
Source: RefSeq, a predicted model, not a curated record
GCUCCCGGGUCCCGGUGCUGCUGCCUUUGGGUGUGUGGGACAGCAGCCUGCUGCCGGAACGGCGGCAGCUUCGUGGGUGCGAUGGUCAGGGCCUUCCCUUUGGGGUGUUCCCCAAGGACACAGGUUGAGCCCUGUGGACACGUGCGUUCUUGUGUAUUUUUGUAUGUCUUCACGUUUACAAAGGCAGUUUCCCUUAUGGACUGUACAUAUAAGAGCAUUAUGUAAGGUUUCUGUGAGUGCUAUACAGCUGGCAGGUGAGUGUGGCCCUGGCACCGGGAUGGACAGGAUGGAAGGGGACAGUAAAACUUUCACUGGGAUGAGCUCCCGGGCAGGAGGAGUCCAUGGCAGGAGGAGUCCAUGGCAGGAGGAGUCCAUGGCAGGAGGAGUCCAUGGCAGGAGAAAUCCAUGGCAGGAGGAAUCCAUGGCAGGAGGAAUAAUCCAUGGCAGGAGGAGUCCAUGGCAGGAGGAGUCCAUGGCAGGAGGAAUCCAUGGCAGGAGGAGUCCAUGGCAGGAGGAAUAAUCCAUGGCAGGAGGAGUCCAUGGCAGGAGGAAUCCAUGGCAGGAGGAGUCCAUGGCAGGAGGAAUAAUCCAUCGCAGGAGGAGUCCAUGGCAGGAGGAGUCCAUGGCAGGGACACAUUUUGCAUCUUGCUCAGGCUCUGCAGUGACACCACCUAUCACCCUCAGCCUAAGCAUUAAGGCCUUCAAAAUUAACUGUGACAGGUUUUCUCCCAAAAGUUGUAAAUCUGUUUUCAUCACAGCUUCAUUCUAAUUUCGUGCUGAACACUGUGUCUUCAGAAUAAAACAAGCAGCUCUAAGCAGUGGGACAUCAUCGAACCUGCUGACUGGCAGCACCACCCAAUGUAUUUGGUGGUGCUGAACGUGCUGCUCUGGGUGUGUCUGGUCCUUCUUUCCUUACAUCCUUGGAGAGUUGUGGUCAGAACACAGCAGGACCUGGAAAAGCAGAGAAAACGUCCAUGCUAGAAAAUUGUCACCUCCAGUUCAUCAUUCAGCAACAUCUGGCACUUCAAAGACUCGAGCAGCUCCUUGUGCCUUGAAUUGUCAUACAAAACAUCUCCAGCACUCUUCCUCUGCUUUCUGAGUCAAGGAUCUGUUACCAUGGGUUUCUCCUGGAUCUGUGCAGAGCCUGCUCUAGCCUAGGAACAGGCCGAGCCAAGCCGGUCAAGAUGACAAACGAACCUAUCAAAGAGAUCCUGGGCAGCCCAAAGCACCCUGAUCCUGCAGGCACAGAGAAGAGCAGCAGCAAUGACUGUGUGAUAACCACCGUCCCGCUGGUCAGCGAGUGCCAGCUGACGGCGGCCACGGGGGGAGCGGAGCUCUCCUGCUACCGCUGCACCGUGCCCUUCGGCGUGGUCAUCCUCAUCGCCGGCGUCGUGGUCACUGCCGUGGCCUACAGCUUCAACUCCCAUGGCUCCAUCAUCUCCGUCUUUGGGCUGGUCCUCCUGUCCUCAGGACUCGUCCUGCUGGCCUCCAGCGCCGUGUGCUGGAAGAUCAGGCAGCAGAGCAAGAAGGCAAAGAGGCGGGAGAGCCAGACAGCGCUCGUGGCAAACCAGAGAACCUUGUUUGGCUAAAGGCAGCCAGGAGAAGGCUGGCCAGAAGGCAGAACCUUUGUAAGUCCACUUGGCUAUUUAUUGGAGACAUUGCAGAUUUUAAUUUAACUGUGGAAACGAACUGAAAUGAAAAUGGAAUGGGUUAAGAAAUACUUUUAACAACUCUGCAAGUGCUCUCAAUGUAUUUCUUACUGCAGACUUGGUAGUGAUUCUUUCCAAGACAGAGGAAAACUCAUUUUUCCUUCACAGAAAACUGUGUCACAUAACUGCAGCCAUCCUAACUGUGUUCUCCAACAUGCUGAUUGUGUUGGAAACAGAACUUUUGGGAACUGAGAAAAUAAUUUGAACUGUCUUGAAAUGCAAGAGGUCUCCUUAAAACACUGACAUUUGACCAAGGGAGAAGUCAUAGCGUUUGAAGUGACUACAAGCUUAUGGCCAGAGUACCUGAGACUUAAACUGUAGCUAAAAAAAACCAAAAAAAAACCAACAAAAAAAAGCAAUAUGAACACAUUGCAAAUUGCUCAAUAAGCUGAUUCUUAUAUUUUAUGUAACUUCCCCUUCCCAAUACCUGUGGUACUGUCCCCCUUUUUUAAACCAACUAAUAUUGAUUUUGUUUCUCUAUUGAAUAGAAAUCAGUAGAAAUGUGUAAUUAUGUUGUUUAACCUAAAUAACGAGGUAUGAUCAUAACUAAAAACAUGAGACUUUUUGUAAAUUAAAGUGGUCAGGUUUAGCACUUUUGACUAUUUUGCUAUAAAACUAAAAAAUAAAUUUCAUUAAAAUAAUAUCCAGUGCUGCUAGACCUUUAGAAAAUAUUUCUUUAUUGCAAUCAAGAUAGCUUGUAUCUUUGACUCUGACUGCAUUAUAUUUCUAUUUUUGUGGAACAACCCCUGUGACGAUAACUGUGAUCACAUGUACUGCUGAUCUCUUACCCAAACCUCUGCAGCCUGUGGACUUUGGUUUGAUAGUCCAACCCUCUGCAGCUUGAUUAACAGCUCUGUUAUUGAAAAAUCAUAGCAGACAGUUCUGCAGACACUCACUGUCACAGUCAGGUUGAGACAUAACUAUUAAUAAUAACUUGUGGAAGCAAAGCUAUGUGUAGUGUUUGCUGACUGAGCUUUGGGAUUACAAAUCUGCAUGAAAAGCAGGUGCCAGGUGUCUCCUGCUUGUGGCUGAGGUGUUGAUUCUGAUGCUCUUGUGUUGUAGAGGUCUUCCAGCUCUUCUCAGUUAAUGGAUUAUUGAGGGGCUUGUCCCAAAUUGAAGCAAACCAGAACAUGAUUUCUCCUUCUUGAAGGGCAAGUGGUGCUGAGCUGAGUCACAGGUUUCCACCCCGGUGUGUAGAAGGCAGAGAGGCUGCAUGAAGUUUUUUCUUCUCUUUUAUUUUCCCCCUUAUUUCUCCAGACUCAAAAGGGCUGGGUGUGAUUUUUGCUUUCCACCACCAAGGUGAGACAGGCCUGUGUCUUCUCUUUGCCCUCAGAGCCUCUGGACAGUUUUGGUGCUGCUGCUGCAGAGCCCACCUGCCAAAGAGGAGCUGCAGGGGCUUCCUUCUGCAGCUCAUCCUGGAUCCCUACCCUUCUCCUGCUGAAACCACCCAGGAAUUCUGGCUUGCCACCAUUUCCUCUGCCCUCCAUGCUUUAAGCUUGUUACAUCCAUAACUUAUCCCUGGAUUUGCAAGCUGCACCUCGUGUUUUAAAUAGAGUGAGCUAUAUGUGCAGGAGGGGAUGUUUGGGGUCAGUAUUUGCGUUGCCACACUCCGUGGUUACCAGACGCUAUAAUAAAAUCACUUGCAUCAGAGGAAAGCUGACAACACAUUUUAGCACUUCCAGAGCCCUCACUUAAUCACGGCAGGAAGCUUUCCUGCUGCUAGGAGAACAUGUUGCGUCACCACAACAUCUGACACCGGUGUCUAGUGUCAAUCACUUUGCUUAAGGUCAUUAAAAAUAUUAGGGUGUCCCCUUACGAUGUACAGGUCUUGCAUGAGUGACAAUUCAUGGGAAAUGCAUAGCAUGAUAAAUAAUGGAACAGGUGGACUAAAGUGGUGUCUUUCCUGUUUAAAAUGAGAAAAGUGAUUGACAUCAGCAAAGCUGGAUAAGCUAAAUAGAGCUGUUCAUCUUUUUGCCUCCCUGGGAGCACAAUAGUUUUUCUGACUCUUUCUUCACCCUCCCCAUUUCAUUCUUCAUCAGUGGAAUUUUGGGGGCUGCUGAGGAGAGAGCUGCAGGGGCUGUAGUGAUGCAGUGAUUUCCACUACUUGUGGCAGUUUGGCUCCAUGAUUCCCAGGCUGAGCCCAGAGCAGGAUCUGCUACUGCCCUCUCCAGAGGUCUUUCCCACAUGUGGGUCCUCCUUUGGCCAUCACUGUGAUACAGCUGAGCUUGCUGUGGAAGGUACAAGCUGAGGCUCAGCUCAAAAUCAAAAAAGAAAAGCCAAAUCCAGUGGAAUGGAGACAAUGUGGGUUUUGGAGCAACUUUUCUUCAGGAAGGUGCAUAGGCAAGGACACAGCAGAAUUCCUGGACCACCCUCUGCCUUGCUAAGUGGGGGCACCUGGGCAUUACCCAGCCUGUGAGCAGUGACAGACACACUGCAGUGACCCUGGAUGUGAUCCCCUGGCAGAGCAAAGCUUCAGGCACAGCGUGGUCUCCCCCAGCACCACCAGAAUGGCUCUGGCUGAGAGGGGCUGCUGAGCUCCUGAGUUGGAACAAUACACCCUUUUCAGCCCUUAAAGCCCAACCAAAAUUUCUGCUUCAAAUUUUGAACCCCAUGACCUAAUCUGGAUUGAUUUGGAGUUUCAUGCCUGAGUGCUGGGUGCUGCAGUGCACCAAGCCUUUGAUAGAAAAGCAUCUGGAGCUCCAGGGUUGCUGUUUGGUGUUUCCCAUGGGAAUCUGAGAAGCAGAAGGAUGCAGCCCUGUGGAGAUCAAAGUGACCUUCCCUUCUGGUGUGAAAAGGCUUUGAAUGCCACAAAUGGUGUUUCAGUUCUGGGAGAGGCUGGGUGGGAGCUGAUGCAAAUUUUAUUGUCACAAUUGCUUGUCUAUCCCUUCCUGAAAGCCCUGGGAGCACUGCACAAGCCAAACUGUCCUCACAAGGAUAGAAAAUUAUCUAAUGGAGGAAUUGCGCUGGUGCUCUGGGCAAAUGUUACAGUGAUCUUAAAUAAUAAUUUCAAAACCUAAGCCCAGGAAAUUGUGUCUGUAACUACACCCUGUAUUGCUAUUGUACACAAGGACAGUUAUAGCCUGGGACUGUAUUCUAAAAUAAUAAUCAGAUUGGUAUGACAAUGCUUAGAUUUUGUUCAAGUCAAAACGCCCAAUUUACAAUUCCCCAGUCACUUCACGUGCUGUGGUUUGUACGUGGCUCUGGCUCUAAUACCAUAAUAAAAAAUUAAAAAAAAAAAAA